Olea europaea var. sylvestris is the source of this 2650-nucleotide messenger RNA. RefSeq names its product pentatricopeptide repeat-containing protein At1g20230-like. The transcript is spliced from 2 exons. Lineage: Eukaryota; Viridiplantae; Streptophyta; Magnoliopsida; Lamiales; Oleaceae. Gene Ontology annotation, molecular function: zinc ion binding; protein binding; RNA binding. Gene Ontology annotation, biological process: RNA modification. The record is from RefSeq and is a predicted model, not a curated record. The coding region runs from base 155 to 2065 and encodes 636 amino acids.
UCCUAAAUGUGCUAAAGAUUCAAGAAAGGGAAAAAUGGCGGCGAAGUUUUGUGUAAUGCUUUGAGAAUGACUGGAAGUGCAGAACAAAAACAUUGCUUUUCCGCAACUUUCUCCGCCAACCCACCACCACACACACAGUCAAAGUGUCCAUGAAAUGAACCAACGAAGUUCUCAAAGCCCAAAGCUAAAUACCUUUCUACAACCUCUUCUCAAUCCUCAAGCCCCAGUUCUAGCUUCUACGUAUGCACCCAUUUUCCAGUUCUUGACUGGCAAAAACCUCCUCAAGCAAGGCCAACAAAUGCAUGCUCACAUGGCCCUUCGCGGCCUCCGCCCUACUGCUUUCCUUGCUGCCAAAAUGGUCGCCAUGUAUGCUAGCUCCGGGGACAUUUCCUCCGCCUCAUACAUUUUCCACGCCACUGCAAGUCCAUCUCCCCUUUUGUUUAAUUCAAUUAUUCGUGCAUUUAGUUUGUAUAAAUUAUCUGAGAAGACAAUACACAUGUACGCGCGUAUGCAUUCUUUAAGUUUGCGCGGGGAUAAUUUUACUUAUCCGUUUGUUUUGAAGUCUGUUACGGACCUAUAUUAUGUUCAGUUCGGGAAAUGCAUUCAUGGAUCGAGUUUAAAAGAUGGGUUGGAGUUUGAUAUAUAUGUAGGGACUUCACUGAUUGAUAUGUAUGUGAAAUGUGGUGAAUUAGGAGAUGCGCAUAAAUUGUUUGAUGUAAUGCCUCUUAGGGAUGUGUCAUCUUGGAACACAUUGAUUUCAGGGUAUAUGAGAGAUGGGGUUGUUGAUUUGGCUAAAGAAUUGUUUGAGAAUAUGCCUAAAAAGAAUAUUGUGUCGUGGACUAGUAUGAUUUCAGGGUACACACAGAAUGGGUUGGUAGACGAGGCAUUGAGAUUGUUUGAUGAGAUGUUGAGUGAGGACUCAGAGGUGAAGCCUAAUUGGGUGACAGUUAUGAGUGUUUUGCCUGCAUGUGCGCACUCGGCUGCACUUGAUCGAGGGAGGAAGAUUCAUGCUUUUGCUAGGGAGAAGAGUUUGGACUCUCAUCCUUCAGUGCAAACGGCGCUUAUGGGUAUGUAUGCAAAAUGUGGCAGUUUGGCUGAUGCAAGUUGGUGCUUUAAUAGAAUAAAAUUGAAUGACAGGAAUUUGGUUGCUUGGAAUACAAUGAUAUCUGCUUAUUCUUCUCAUGGGCAUGGUUUGGAGGCAGUUUCGACAUUUGAGGAUAUGAUAAGAGCUGGGCUUAGGCCUGAUGGCAUUACAUUUACUGGAUUGUUAUCAGGAUGUAGUCAUUCUGGUCUUGUGGAUGUGGGGUUAAAAUAUUUUGACUCUAUGAGUACAAUGUACUUUGUGGAACCAAAACAUGAACAUUAUGCUUGUGUCAUAGAUCUUUUGGGCCGUACUGGGCAAUUAGUGAAAGCCUAUAACCUCAUUUCUCGGAUGCCAAUGCUAGCAGGUGCAAGCAUCUGGGGCUCCUUACUGGCUGCAAGUAGAAGUCAUCGCAAUCUGGAGAUAGCUGAGUUAGCUGCUAAAAAGUUGUUUGUUUUAGAACCAGAUAACAGUGGAAACUAUGUUGUUCUCUCAAAUAUGUAUGCUGAAGCUAAUAUGUGGGAAGAAGUUAAUCAUUUAAGGGCUCUUUUGAAAUCACAGGGCGUAAAGAAAAAUCCUGGUUGCAGUUGGAUUGAGAUCAAUGGGAAAGCUCAUUUGUUUCUUGGAGGAGAUACAUCCCAUCCACAAUACAAGGAAAUUUACAAGCUAUUGGAAGAACUGCCUGAGAAGAUUAAGGCGGCUGGUUAUGUACCAGAUACUAGCUUUGCAUUGCAUGAUAUCAGUGAAGAGGAGAAAGUGUAUACCCUUACAACACACAGCGAGAAAUUGGCGAUUGCCUUUGGGCUUCUCAAUACAAGCCCUGCCACAGUUCUCCGAAUUACCAAGAAUCUUAGAAUUUGUGGAGAUUGUCACACAGCAAUCAAAUUCAUUUCAAAAAUAUAUGGACGAGAGAUAAUUGUGAGGGAUGUGAAUCGUUUUCAUCAUUUUAAAGAUGGAUUAUGCUCUUGUGGAGACUACUGGUAAUCUAUGGGUUAUACCCCCUUGUGCACCAGUAUUUCAGGUACUAUUCACAGCUGUUCAAAGUUACUGGGCUUGUACCCAAUGCUUGAUAUUUGCUAACUUGUAGCAAUUGAUGACCAUCGAUCUUGGUAUUUCACGUAGAGAUUGUAAACCAACCCAAUUCUGUGGCCGUAAGGGAAGAAUUUAUUCCAGCCCUAAUCUAACAAGGAAUAAAGGACAUUAGUAGGUAGUGUGUUCAACUGCUAAUUCAGGGAUGUUACAUGAUUGCUGGAUCGGAUACUGAAACAACUCAGGUUUAAUAUUUAAUCUAGAUUGCCUGGAUCUGAAAUGAGACUGGACAUACUAGUUUUACCAUGGGAACUUCUCAGCGGAAGAAAUGCGAACCUUGUGCCUUUGCAAAACCAAAGGAUGGCGAAAUUUCUUCCCUUCAAAUCCAGUGGAUGGGUACUCGGCUUUGCCUUCACAACAGUAUUGAGCGUGGUACAAAUUUUUUCCUUGGAUGGCAAAGCACAUUCAAUCGUUUCGUGUUUAUAUUAUUUUUGGUAACUAAGGUAGCAGUUGGUUUCCAUUUUCAUUUUCAAAACGAUU